Populus euphratica (Euphrates poplar) is the source of this 892-nucleotide messenger RNA. RefSeq lists its product as uncharacterized. The record is from RefSeq and is a predicted model, not a curated record. The coding region runs from base 179 to 673 and encodes 164 amino acids. The transcript has 4 exons. NCBI's taxonomy places the organism in Eukaryota, Viridiplantae, Streptophyta, Magnoliopsida, Malpighiales, Salicaceae.
AUUUUAUUUAACGCAAAAAUGUUCUCCUUUUGUUUCCUUUUCCGAGAUAUUAUAUUAGUUUUUUAUUUCAAGUAAGAACAAGUAGGCUUAGGGUCUCAAUAUUUUUUACGGACUCUUGUGUUUCAUUUUUGCUUGAUUGCUAUUUGAUCUAAGGAUCUGGUGUUGAGGCUUAAGAGCAAUGAACUGGGUUCAACGUAAGAUCUACCUCUAUAAUGUCACUUUUGGUCUUUUCAUGUUGGAUUGGUGGGAACGUUGCCUUUUCAAUAUUCUGGUGAUCGUUUUGAUGUGGUUCAUUUUCUACAAUGGAUCGCGAUAUGUCACUGACUUUUGCAAGAGAAAAGGAAAAGCACUACCUGUGCAAGUCAUGGCCGGGGUUGUCAUCCUUACCAAGGAGACAACUGUCAAGCAACAACCAUAUAAAGCUUUAUCAGUCUCAGCUACCAAGGCUGCAGCUAUAUCAGCAACUUUUGCAGUGAAAUAUACUAAAAGCCUAUUCAAAUGGUUAAUUUCGAGUAAAUAUCUUGGUUGUUUGUUUCUGGAAAUGGUGUUGCGAUUAAGUACAUAUUUUACUUCUUUCUUUCAAAGCUUGAAUGAGUUGGCAUGUGGGAAUAACGAAAGAGACUUCCAGAUAUUUAUAACCUACUUCCAAUCUUCUACUUUGAUUCGUAAAUAAUCUUGUGCUGUUGUUUGGUUAAUUCUUCUGUAUUCCUUUGUGCCAUGGAAUGAAGACAUUCCGGAGAUGUGUUUUGGGCUGAUGUUAUCGCUCUUGAAUAAUUGGGGAAUAUAAUGUUACUAUUCAUUCAAAAUAUUCAAGCAGAAAUGCUGCUUCGUGUCCCUAAAUUGAUAAUUUUUUCUCAGAAAAAGAAAAUUACAGUCUAAUUGCUCUUCUUGA